UCUCUCUCUGUCUCUGGCUCUCCCACCCUUCUCCCUUCUCCUUUCUCCUGUCUCCCUUCUCCCUCCUGCAUGUGUUGAGCCGCUCUCUCUCCAAGUGUCUCCCACUCAGCGUGUCAGUGCGCAGCGCGUGGAGCUUCAGGGUCGACUUCCCCGCAGUCACAUUCGCCGGGGUCAGGCCGACAAAGACGACGCAGACAUCCGAAACAAGACGCGCUGAUGCUGAUUGAGUAGGCAGCCCAUCCAAAGUCAACAACCUCUCCCUUGUGUGCGUGCGUGCGUGCGUGUGCGUGCGUGUGUGCGUGCGCGCAUGUGUGUGUUUAUGCGUGUUCUAGUCUCAGGGUCUCGGUAGUAUGCAGGGGGCCCGUGUGUCAUUCGUGUGCGCGUGCGUGUGCGUGCUCCUCCACAGUGUUAUUUCACAGCCGCCCAAAGAAAUUGACACCCAAACGGAAUGCACGGAUGGCUAUCACUGGGACCCUCAGACGGAGCACUGCAAAGAUAUCAACGAGUGCGAGACCAUCGCAGACGCGUGCAAGGGGGAGAUGAAAUGCUUCAACCACUACGGAGGCUACCUGUGCCUCCCCCGCUCCGCCUCGGUCAUCCCGGCCCACGAGCCCCCCAUCGCGCCCACCGAGGCCUUCAACCCCUGCCCCCUCGGCUACGAGCCUCAAGGAGACAGCUGCGUGGACGUGGACGAGUGCGAGCGUGACGAGCACGACUGCCAGCCCAGCCAGCAGUGCAUCAACACCCUGGGAGCCUUCACCUGUCACUGCCCCGACGGUUACCGCAAAGUGGGCACCGAGUGCAUCGAUAUUGACGAGUGCAGGUACAGGUACUGCCAGCAUCGCUGCGUCAACGUUCCGGGGUCCUUCACGUGCCAGUGUGAGCCCGGGUUCCAGCUCGCGGGGAACAACCGAUCCUGCAUCGAUGUGAACGAGUGCGAAAUGGGGGCUCCGUGCUCCCAGAAGUGUUACAACACGUACGGCACCUUCUUGUGCCGCUGCGACCACGGCUACGAGCUGGGGGCCGACGGCUACACUUGCAACGACGUGGACGAGUGCAGCUACUCCAGCUACCUGUGCCAGCACCAGUGUGUCAACGAGCCGGGCAAGUUCUCCUGCGUGUGCCCCGAGGGAUACCAGCUGCAAGGCACGCGGCUCUGCCAGGAUAUCAACGAAUGUGAAACAGGCGAGCAUCAGUGCACGGACACGCAGACGUGCGUCAACCUCCACGGACGGUACCAGUGCGUGGACGCCAACCAAUGUCUGGAACCGUACGUGCAGGUGUCCGAGAAUCGCUGCGUGUGUCCCGUGACCAAAGCGGCGUGCCGGGACCUGCCCUUCUCCAUCGUGCACCGCUACAUGAGCAUCACGUCGGAGCGCUCGGUUCCGUCCGACAUCUUCCAGAUCCAGGCCACCAGCGUCUCCCCGGGGGCCUACAACACCUUCCGCAUCCGCGCGGGCGACCGCGACGGAGACUUUUACAUCAGGCAAAUCAACAACAUCAGCGCCAUGCUGGUGCUGGCCCGCGCCGUGUCGGGCCCGCGCGAGUACACGCUGGACCUGGAGAUGGUCUCGGUCAACCCGCUGCUCAGCUACCAGGGCAACUACCAGAGCAGCUCCGCCCUCAGACUCUCCAUCUACAUCGGGCCGUACACCUUCUAACCCGACUGGCGGUCGACGCCGACGGCAACGUCUUAUUAUCUCUUGAAAUAUGCAAACACUUCUCUUUUGGAUGUUUUUUUUUUUUUUUUUUUUUUUUUACUUCUGUCCCACACAUCACACAUUUGGAAAACCCUUUCAAGCAUUUAUUCCGUAUCCUACUAGUGCGUCAAAUUAUGAAUGGAAAACUAGUGCGCUCCAAGUAAACGCUCAAACGACUUUCUGGAAAGUUCUUGGUGCAUUCAUUUCAUUUUUCAAAUACCCUGCUGAAAGUGUGUACUAGUACCCUCUUUGCCCUCACUGUUGGGACAGAUUAGCGUGCUAGUAGGACGGCUGUGUCUUAUAGUCAAUAUUUUCUUUUUCUUUCCGUGACUGUGCUUGUAAUGUUUGUCCAUUACUAGUGCACAUUUGGCACGUUUUGUUUAGUGUGCUGCACUAGUAACAUUACUGUGCUCAACUAGUUACGCCCUAGUAGCCUCCCUAUCAAGGAUUUUCGAACAAAUGCUCAAACGGGAAAGUUUCAAAAGUGUUUAUUUGAGAUCCUUCACAUCCGAUUUAAGGGAAAUGUACUAGAAUGCUCUUUGUCCUCUUUGCUAGUAAAGCGUACUACUAUCUUGUCAAUUGCCAAACUGAUUUUCUUUGUUCUUGUGACUGUGACAAUUAAGUUCUACUCUUGUCUAGUCAAACUAGUUGACAUCCAUGUGUUACUAGUACUGCAGUACUAGGCAACGGCUGGGCAUUAACUAGUAGAAUUUUGUAAUGUUUGUACUAGUAGUGUGUAGUUGUGAACUUGUGCAAAGGUUUGUCUGUUUAGUAGUAGUACGUAGUUGUCAUACUAGUUUGCACAAAUGUCAUUUAGGCGAGAUGGGUAGUAGUGACAAAAAAAAAAAAAAAAACUAGCAAAAGACAGUUGUUGAAAAGUGAGCUGACUUGUCCUACUAGUGAGGGCGAAGAGAGUACCAGUACGUCUACGAGGCUUAAGUUGGAUAUGAAGGACGCAGACACGUUUGAUGGAAAGUCGCCGGUUGAAGGCUGAGAACGGAGGAAUGAGAAGCACGUGCGACCAGUCGUCAUCCCGUUUGUCACUUCAGCCCCAUUCUUCAUUUUCUCAAUGGCCUCAAACAUUUGUGACAUUGAAACAUUUGACUUUUUUUUUCCCCUCUUUGUCUACUUUUGAACUCAAAUAAAAACAAUAUACUUUAAUCUUAUUGUGACGCCCCCUCCCAAAAAGCUGAGUGUUCCUUCAAAAUAUGUUUUUUUCCCUCACAUUUAUCCCCAUUUCCACAAAUAUACUUUUUUUCUGAAAAUAGGACUUUCUUUUCAUGACGAUGCGUACCUAUCUUGAAAACAGUUUUUUUUCCAAAAUGACUUCAGAACAUUUUUUAGUUUUUUUUAAAAUACAUUCCAUUCUCAAAAACCUACCUUUUUCCUCCUAAAAAAAAUGAGUUUUUCAUUUCUUUUUCUUCUUGAAAACUGUUCUAUUCUCAUUUUAAAAAAAGUUUUUCAUUAUAUGACUCUCUAAAAUCUAAACUAUAUUUUUUACUCAAAAGUUAACUUUGUCCUUCAAGAUAUGUAAUUCUGAUCCCCCCCCCCAAAAAAAAAAUCAAACAUUUUCUUCCCGACAAUAUACAACUUUGUCUCUUCAUUAUUAUACGACUUCCUCAAAAAAAGAAGUCCUGAAAAAAUGUGUAUCUUUUUACUUUUCUUUCCAUCCAUCUGACCAUUUUCUUUGCCGCAUAUCCUCACGAGGGUCGCGGAGAGUGCUGGAGGCGGGGUACACCGUGAACUGGUUGCUAGUCAAUCGCAGGGCAACUUUUGAAACUUUAGUUUUGUAGACAUAUAGCACUAACACGCCAUAACAAUAUUUCCUGCUCCCAACUGCAAUCUUUUAUUAUUUUUUUAUUUUUUUUUUUUGUGUAACACGUCACACCGGGUCGAGCACACACUUAAACGAAGCUGGGCCACGAGCACCGCCACUGACAUUUUUCCAAGGUGACAAAUGAGCUAGUGCAUAUUUUCCAGCUGACUUUUUUCACGUACAGUGAAGCGCCGCAAUUCCUGCGGUUAAGUAACAACUGAGGCUGCAACGAGCAAAUAUAUGAGAGUCAUUGACCCCCCCCCCAAAAAAAGGUUUGUAAUUGCUCAUAGAUGCCACAACACCCCCCAUUAGACAAAGUUAGUGGCACAGAUCAGCUGGUAAAGCGUUUGCCUCACAGUUCUGAGGUCCUGGGUUCGAUCACGGACCCACCUGUGUGGCGUUUGCAUGUUCUCCCCGUACCUUCGUGGGUUUUCUCCGGGCACUCCGGUUCCCUCCCACAUCCCAAAAACAUGCAACAUUGAUUGGACACUCUAAAUUGCCCCAAGGUGUGAUUGUGAGUGCAACUGUUGUCUGUCUCCAUGUGCCCUGCAAUUAGCUGGCAACCAGUUCAGGGUGUACCCCGCCUCCUGCCAGUUGACAGCUGGGAUAGGCUCCAGCACUCCCCGCGACCCUCGUGAGGAUAAGCGACAAAGAAAAUGGAUGGAUGGACAGACAAAAUUAUGGCCUAAUUAAUCAUUUGUGAGGGGACUCACCUCAACAGUCGUCAGAAGAUGGCAUCGAAGCAAUAUUUUUCAUACUGGACGAGGCUUUGACCUGAGCACAAAAACAGCGAAUACGUGAGUUUUUCAGCAAACAAAAAAAGCUGUGAACAUGUGGUUUACUGCACACCUGGACCGCUUGCGAGCCGAUCGCAUAUAAAUACAGAACCGUUCAUAUUAAUCAACGACAGUCAAUUUCAAAGUAAACUCUGACAUGAUCAUCAGUUUCAGUACUUUUUGUGAUAUUUUCAUUUGUUUUGUACCAAUAAAGGCUGGGAAACACCGUU
Molecule: messenger RNA, 4522 nt
Organism: Syngnathoides biaculeatus (alligator pipefish)
Lineage: Eukaryota; Metazoa; Chordata; Actinopteri; Syngnathiformes; Syngnathidae
Gene: efemp2a
Product: EGF containing fibulin extracellular matrix protein 2a
Exons: 11
Coding region: 351-1661 (436 amino acids)
Molecular function (GO): calcium ion binding
Source: RefSeq, a predicted model, not a curated record